Messenger RNA from Zychaea mexicana, 252 nucleotides. RefSeq lists its product as uncharacterized. The record is from RefSeq and is a predicted model, not a curated record. The coding region runs from base 1 to 252 and encodes 83 amino acids. NCBI's taxonomy places the organism in Eukaryota, Fungi, Mucoromycota, Mucoromycetes, Mucorales, Lichtheimiaceae. The transcript has 2 exons.
AUGCAACGUCUUUUCAACAACAACGCAAAUAACGACUGUGAUGGCUGGCGCGACAAACUGGUGGGCAAAGUACUCUUGAAGCCAAAUGAAGAAACCACGCUUACAGCAGACAAGGUCGUCCGUGAGAACGAGCUUCCAUCGCAACAUAGAAUCAUUCCUCCCAACGGAGUUAUCACAAUGGACUUUCGGACUGAUCGACUAAACGUAAAUGUGGAUGAUAACCGUACAGUACGCUCUGUACACUACGGCUAA